This is a messenger RNA of Nymphaea colorata (pocket water lily), 2736 nucleotides long. Its product is annotated as probable methyltransferase PMT8. Gene Ontology annotation, cellular component: cytoplasm; trans-Golgi network; endosome. Gene Ontology annotation, molecular function: methyltransferase activity. The transcript is spliced from 9 exons. NCBI's taxonomy places the organism in Eukaryota, Viridiplantae, Streptophyta, Magnoliopsida, Nymphaeales, Nymphaeaceae. The record is from RefSeq and is a predicted model, not a curated record. Bases 606 to 2471 code for a protein of 621 amino acids.
CACCGCAAAAAGGCGGUCGCAGAAAUCCACGCGCUUGAAAGCUAUCCAGAUUCCAUCCGUAUCUCAUUCAUAUCUCUGUCUCUCUCUCGCUCCCUCGGUGGAGCCCGAUUUCGAUCGCAGAUUCAUAAGGGCUUGAUCUUUAGGGUUUUGUAUAUCGGGAGGAUCCGUCGGCCGAAGAGGAGUACCAGAUCUGAAUUCGCUCAACUCCUGGAUCCCGGAGCUUUUGGAACCUUCUUCGUAAACUAUUGUUUCUUCCGUAAAUUCCAGUCUCUUGUUCUCGGGGGGAGCAGGACUGCAGUUGCGCUUUUCCUUUAUCGAAAACUCUGAGCCAGACCUGGCUCUGGAGGAUCAAGCCUAAUCCGGAUUUGGUGGAUCUAAUAUCUGCCGACCUAGUCUGAAUUCUGCGAACAGCAUAUUGGCUCUCGUGUCUAAACGAUGGGGCUGUAGACUUGCAGAAUAGGAUACAGGGAUAAGUUCGGCGUCUCUAACCUCGGGUUUCUUCACGUUGCUAAGCUCCCUUUUGCAACUGGACUUGGUUUAGCAGCUGCGUGCAGCCAAUGACUAUCUAACCAAAAUCCCUAGAGGGAGAGAAAAUUGAGGCAAGGAUGAUGAGGGGCCGGCCAGAUGGCUCUCAAAGGAAGAGCCUGGUCACUUCCUUGUGUGUCAUGGCGGUUUUUCUCUGUUUUCUUUUCAUAUACUAUGGUUCGUCCUUUCGUUCUGGACCCGCUUUGGAGUAUGGAAGAUCACUAAGGAAGUUAGGGUCAUCUUACUUCGGUGGGGAUGAAGAUGCUGAUUCGGGCGAUAGAGUGAGGACGGAAGCUGAGUCCAGGCCUGGGACGGACGACGGUGGUAUUGAUUUUGUUCCCAAAAGCUUUCCUGUCUGUGAUGAUCGACAUUCGGAGCUGAUUCCGUGCCUAGACAGAAAUCUCAUAUACCAGUUGAGGUUGAAGCUAGACUUGAACUUGAUGGAACACUACGAAAGACACUGUCCUCCGGCUGAAAGGCGUUACAAUUGUCUGAUACCACCGCCACAUGGUUACCAGAUUCCAAUCAGGUGGCCAAGAAGCAGAGAUGAAGUAUGGAAAGCCAACAUUCCUCAUACUCACCUUGCUCAUGAGAAGUCUGAUCAGAACUGGAUGGUCGUGAAGGGCGAGAAGAUUGUUUUUCCAGGUGGUGGUACUCACUUUCAUUAUGGAGCUGAUAAGUACAUUUCUGCACUUGCAAAUAUGCUGAACUUUAGUGACGACAUUCUAAAUAAUAAUGGGAACCUUCGGACGGUUCUUGAUGUUGGCUGUGGAGUUGCAAGCUUUGGAGCGUACCUUUUAUCAUCUGAUAUAAUUGCAAUGUCAUUGGCACCAAACGACGUGCACCAGAACCAGAUUCAGUUUGCAUUAGAAAGGGGCAUACCUGCAUAUCUUGGUGUAUUGGGAACUAAGAGGCUUCCUUACCCAAGCAGAUCAUUUGAAUUAGCACACUGUUCUCGAUGUAGAAUUGAUUGGCUUCAGAGGGAUGGGAUACUUCUGUUGGAGUUAGACAGGCUACUGAGGCCAGGUGGCUAUUUUGCUUAUUCAUCUCCGGAAGCAUAUGCCCAAGACGAAGAGGAUCUCCGUAUUUGGAAAGAAAUGAGUGCUCUUGUUGAACGCAUGUGUUGGAAAAUUGCUGCCAAAAGAGAUCAGACUGUGAUAUGGCAGAAACCUCUUACAAAUGACUGUUACAUGAAAAGAGCACCUGGUACUCGGCCUCUUUUAUGCAAAUCUGACGAUGACCCAGAUGCAGUGUGGGGUGUGCGUAUGGAAGCUUGCAUUACACCAUACUCUGAACAUGACCAUAAUGCUAUGGGAAGUGCACUGGCUCCUUGGCCAGCUCGAUUGGCUUCUCCUCCUCCUCGGCUUGCUGACCUUGGCAUGACUCCUACCACAUUUGAGAAGGACACGGAACUUUGGCGACAUAGGGUGGAGCAUUAUUGGAACCUAUUGAAGCCGAAGAUUCAAGAGGAUACUUUAAGAAACUUGAUGGACAUGAAGGCCCACUUGGGUUCUUUUGCAGCAUCUCUCAGAGGGAAACCUGUCUGGGUGAUGAAUGUUGUACCUGAAGAUGCACCAAGCACUCUGAGGAUAAUAUACGAUCGAGGCUUGAUUGGAACAACACAUGACUGGUGUGAAGCGUUUUCUACUUACCCCCGAACGUACGACCUUUUGCAUGCUUGGACCGUGUUCUCCGACAUAGAGAAGAAAGGAUGUAGCGUGGAAGAUCUGCUCGUUGAAAUGGAUCGUAUCCUCCGUCCAAGUGGUUUUAUCAUAGUACGUGAUAAGAGGUCCAUCAUCGAUGCCAUUAAGAAAUACCUAGCAGCAGUGCGUUGGGAAGCAGUGGCCGAUUCCCAAACAGAAGCAGAAUCAGAUGAGGAUGAAGUCAUCUUCAUGAUCCAGAAGAAAGUAUGGCAAACUGAAGAGGCUUUCAGAGAUUCAGUUUAAAGAGUCAUCUGGUUUUCUCCCUCUCUCCCCUUCUCGCUCCUAUUCAUUAUUGCGAAUGUGGAAAUGCUCAUAAAUUUUCCUUGAUGUUUUAUUGGUUUAUUAGUACAGGUACCGUGUAUGGAAAGGAGGUAAUUGGUCAAUUUGGUCUAAUUUAGAUGUCCUUUUUUGAAUUUUUCUGUUCUUCUGUCGUAACAAUUUAUAUUCUUCCGCAUCAGAAAAACAUUUUAUAUUCUUUUAAGGAAUGCCAGAUUCAUUUUUGUGCGCA